Messenger RNA from Ficedula albicollis (Collared flycatcher), 2797 nucleotides. It is a transcript of the gene PLA2G12B, whose product is annotated as phospholipase A2 group XIIB. Lineage: Eukaryota; Metazoa; Chordata; Aves; Passeriformes; Muscicapidae. Gene Ontology annotation, cellular component: extracellular region. Gene Ontology annotation, biological process: triglyceride homeostasis; phospholipid metabolic process; arachidonate secretion. The record is from RefSeq and is a predicted model, not a curated record. The coding region runs from base 64 to 672 and encodes 202 amino acids. The transcript is spliced from 4 exons. Gene Ontology annotation, molecular function: calcium ion binding; A2-type glycerophospholipase activity.
UGCAGCCAGCAGCUCAUCCCCACCGCUGCUGCCCCUCUGCUGCCCCGGCACCGGCGGCGCAGCAUGCGGCUGCUGCUGGAGGCAGCGCUCCUGUGCCUGACCCUGCGCCUGGCGCGGUGCUCCGAGGAGGCAGCGCCCGACGGCGCCGGCCACCAGGACCCCCAGGCACAGGCAUCCUAUUCCGACUGGGGCAUCGAGACCAUCCGCGAUGGCUUCGAGACGGUCAACAGCUACUUUGAUUCCUUCCUGGAGCUGCUUGGGGGAAAGAACGGAGUGUGUCAGUACCGAUGUCGAUAUGGGAAGGCUCCCAUGCCACGGCCUCACUACAAACCCCAAGAACCCAACGGCUGUAGCUCCCAUUUUCUGGGGCUCAAGGUACCUGAAAGUCUAGACUUGGGCAUCCCUGCCAUGACCAAGUGCUGUAACCAGCUGGACAUCUGCUAUGACACCUGUGGGGCCAACAAGUACCGCUGUGACGCCAAGUUCCGCUGGUGCCUGCACUCCAUCUGCUCCGACCUCAAGCGCAGCCUGGGCUUCGUCUCCAAGGUCCAAGCCUGUGAAUCCAUGGCAGACACCGUGUUCAACGCUGUCUGGACCCUGGGCUGCCGGCCCUUCAUGAACAGCCAGAGGAGCGCCUGCAUCUGCAGCGAGGAAGAGCGGGACGAACUGUGAGGAGGAGCAGCCGCCCCUCUCCAGCACAGCGACUCCUGUCAGCCCUCGGGAUGAGGGACAGCAUCCAGGACAGCCUCUGGGCAGGGCAGGGCAGGGCAGAGCCAGCCCAUGGACAGAGGGCAGCUGCAGCUCCACAGCCCCACUGCCCCUUCCCACGCUGGGACCCCGUGCCAGUUCUCCCCACGGACCGAGGAGAGGCAAGCAGGAUGCAGUGCUGCCUUUAAACAGGACUUACCUUAAAUACACACUCUUACCUCCCCCCACCCUGCAGCUCUCUCAUUUGCAGUGCAAGGCAUUAGGUUUCUGCGAGCCCUGUGAAAUUCCCAGUCCGUGGAUGUGCUAUUGACAUUUUUGCACUGAAGAGGGGUAAUUUGCUUUCAGUACGUUGCUCACACCCAUCCCUGACACUUACCAUCCUGUCAUUACACACCCACAUUUAAAUACUUGGUGGAUCCUAAACUGAUUUAAGGCAUUUCUUAAGCAUGAGUUAAGGAGAAGGGCUUGAGGUGUUUGUGGUACACGAUUGAUAUUCGGGACCAAAGCCCACCGUUUAUCAGAUGUGAAACCACAGCCCUCUCCCCCAGCCUCAGGAGAGGAAGCCACUUUUCUUUGUCAGUGUCAUCCACAUCUUUUUUAUUACUUUUCUCCUAUAGCACUGAACAAAGCUUUGCCCUUAGAAUCCCUUUUCACACAAAAUGGCUGGGUAUCCACCUCCAUCUCUCACACAAGGGAAACAGGAGGCUCACAGUGGCCUUGGAUGAGAUAUUGGAAAUUCUGGAGGCUUAUCUGUCAGGUGACAGGACUCAAAUGCUACCUCUGUGGGGCUGCUAUCAGCAGCCUCAGACACCAUCCCUUCUAAAACGUGGUUAAUACUCCCAUCUGUUAUGGGGAGCUUUUGUUGCAUGCAAAACCAGAAUUUAAAGUGGUGCAUGGCAUUUUGCCUCCACAGAACAUUGGCAGGCAGCUUUCAGCUGGGUUUCUUGUUGGAAGGAAGUUGCUACUGGGUGUGCUCGUGCCGUGCCACGUAAAUAUUUCAGCGGCUCCUGCAAACAUAUUUAUGGUUAUGUUCUUCCAUCUGCCACAGAGAAGUUAAGGCUGCAAAAUGGUUGAUUUAACAAGAGUGGAAAGAGUCUGUCUUGGUUGCUUUUCUUCCAGUUUAAAUGGGUUUAAAAUGUAUGCAUGGAGCUACAAAUUAUGUAAGCCCCUGUAUUCCUGCUCCUGCCAGUCAUCUUUGCCUUACAGUGAACAGCAAUGAGACGUUCAGCCAGCCCCAGGUGGGCUGGAACAACAAGAGCCUGCUGGUAUCCAGACCAGGAAAAUGGAAGUGACUGCGUGGGGUGUACUGGGAUGUUUUCCACCACAGAGGACUUCAGCGCUGAUCAGAUGUAAUGACAACCUUUCCUAGCUGGGCUAAAGCCUCUGGAGAGAGAAUUCUGCUGAUGUUCACCGCUCUGUCAGAGCAUGAGGCUGGACAGACAACCUUGAUUAUCCAGCUAAGAAACACAAUCCUCCUUUUGGCUAGGGAUGGGAAGGAAACAUUCCUCGUUCCAGACACUUCCCCAAACUUUGUAUUUUGUUGGUGAAAUGGUGCCUGUGGCCAGUUUAAAUGUGAACAUACUGUUAUGACUAAAUGACAGAAAAUAAAUUAAAAUAGCUAUAUUGUCUAUGUUCAAAAGCUGACUGGAUGGCAAAUGUUUUAAAGUAUUUUAUAGUUCCAGUGAUAUCAGAUUAAAGCCAAGCUGGCAGGUGAUGACAUACACUGGAGAGAUCAAAGGGUUCUGAACAAAAUCUCUGUACCUAGACACUGAUGUGCUGGAGACGUUCCUAACAUAAAUCAUAAUUUCUCCCUGCUUUCAGACCAUUCAUCCCAAAACCCUAGAGACUGCUGCAAGCUGGCCAGCUACUGAAUAAAUUCAAUUUUCACUGUGGUAAUCUGAAAAACCCCACCAGCAGCUCUACAUGGAAAUAUUUGAACCUCCAAGUGGUGGCAGUGACUCCGGCAGAGCACCAGAUAAUCCUGUGCAGGAGCAAACCAGCGCAUGAACUCCAGUAAAACUGCAUCCUAACUAACAUCUGCUUCCCCUCUGUGCCACUCCUGCUAUCCAGUGAUGUACAGUGAUGGAAG